Molecule: messenger RNA, 3525 nt
Organism: Oryzias melastigma (Indian medaka)
Lineage: Eukaryota; Metazoa; Chordata; Actinopteri; Beloniformes; Adrianichthyidae
Gene: wnt1
Product: wingless-type MMTV integration site family, member 1
Exons: 5
Coding region: 1289-2401 (370 amino acids)
Biological process (GO): multicellular organism development; neuron differentiation; cell fate commitment
Cellular component (GO): extracellular region
Molecular function (GO): frizzled binding; cytokine activity
Source: RefSeq, a predicted model, not a curated record
GCUGUCAUUAAAGCUUUUUGACAAAAGCCCACUUCCUUUCACUGUCAUCUGAGGGAGAGAGGCGAGGAGGAGAAAGAUUUCUCAGCCUGCGAUGGAUGCAGGACGAAUAAUCUGUUGAAAAACUGUCAAAAAUGUCUCUUUGGGAUCAAAUCUGGAGGAGUUUAAACCCUCUCAGUGUCUGAGGUUGAUGGAGAUGCUGCGAAGUGGCUCGAACUGUGAUCACAUGCGCUGCGUGUCAUCGAGGGAGGUCUGCGAGCCAGAUGUUAGGGCUGCUUCUUAUUUCUAUGCAUACCCCUCUUUGACUUGUUCAUCAUGCAUCAAAACUUCUGAUUGUAGACCAUAAAUUAUCUCUGCUGUUAGGAAAAAAACAUUUAAGAAGCCCAGCAGGCGGCAUGAGUAAUGGGACAAGGCGUUUUUGUCUCUUUCAGUGCGUCUGUGAAGACCGGCGCUGAUGGUUUUACUGCCUUGUGAAGGAAAAUCUUAGAAAAUUGAUGUAAUCUUGUUUUAAAGGAGGACUUUACUGUAAAAAAACUAAGUGGCCACUGACUUUGUCAUGCGCAUAUUUGCAGAGCGCAUUUGGAAAGAGGAGGAGAUGCGGUCAGGGAGUAGGCUAAUCCAAGCACCGCGUUAAAAAGAAAAAAAAGAGAAGUGGUGGUGGGGGCAGUUUCAUAUUCCGCUGUAACUGUAUUGCACCGUGACACCAGCCCCGAGAACCAAAGCGGGCGCGCUCGCAGCAUCUGUAUCAUCUGCUGCAGGGCGCACGGGAGAAAGCGCACGGCCAGUGGGAAAAUGUUCCUGGACGCACACUUUUACGCACGGAUUAUGUGAUGACCGUGAGAUUCCACAAAUAAUAUGCGCAACACAGUGGACUGCUCUGUUUUUUUCUUUCUUUCUUCCACUUUUUUUGCUCUCUUGUGUUUCCUUAUUCAUUGUGCACCCUAUGAAGAGCAUUAACUAUCCCUCCCUCCAGUCCUAUUGAAAAGACUGCGAAGAAAAAAAAACAGAGGGAGAUGAGGGCUGCAAAUCCCUUUUUUAUUCCCCUCGUAGCGCUCAAUAAGAGAAGAAUGUGUUGCCUAUCAGUCACCGAGGGGAUCAAGUCUUCGGGACUGUCCCACACGUUCAAUGCGCCUUGCAAAGCAUCGCGGAGAGAGACAGAGUGAAGAGGACAUCUAGAGCAGCAGCAUCUUGCCAGGACGCUUCACAUCAUUCAACAACCUGUCUCCACUUAAGAUCCAUUUAAGUCAAUUAGGGCUGCCAAAGUCUGCAGGUCCUCUCACCGGACUUCGCGAUGAGGAGUCUGGUGCUGCUGCUGGGAGUGAAAGCCGCCUGCAUCCUGCUGGUGUCCUCGCUGUCAGGCACGGGGGCAGUGAACAACAGCGGCCGGUGGUGGGGUAUUGUCAAUGUGGCUUCCUCGUCCAACCUUCUUACCAAUUCCAAGAAUGUGCAGUUGGUCCUGGACCCAAGCCUCGCUCUACUGAGUCGUCGCCAGCGCCGACUAAUUCGGCAGAAUCCUGGCAUCCUGCACGCCAUCGCCGCUGGGCUGCAUGCUGCCAUAAAGGAGUGCAAGUGGCAGUUCCGCAACCGCCGCUGGAACUGCCCGACCACCCACAGCCCGGCAAUUUUUGGCAAAAUCGUCAAUCGUGGUUGCCGUGAGACGGCAUUUGUAUUUGCCAUUACCAGCGCAGGAGUGACCCAUGCUGUGGCCCGAUCCUGCUCAGAGGGCUCCAUUGAGUCGUGCACAUGCGAUUAUCGUCGUAGAGGUCCCGGCGGGCCAGACUGGCACUGGGGGGGCUGCAGUGACAACGUGGAGUUUGGACGGGUGUUCAGCCGUGAGUUUGUGGACUCUAGUGAGAGGGGCAGAGAUCUGCGCUACCUCAUCAACCUACACAACAAUGAAGCAGGCAGAAUGAUUGUGUCAACAGAGAUGCAUCAGGAGUGUAAAUGCCACGGCAUGUCGGGCUCUUGCACCGUGCGCACAUGUUGGAUGCGCCUACCCAGCUUCCGCACAGUGGGAGACUUCCUCAAGGACCGCUUUGACGGCGCUUCCAGAGUGGUUUAUGCCAACAAGGGCAGCAACCGGGCCUCUCACCGAGCUGACCCAAGACACCUAGAGCCAGAAAACCCAGCUCACAAGCCUCCCUCUACUAUGGACCUCGUAUAUUUUGAGAAGUCACCAAACUUCUGCUCCCAUAACAGCAAAACCGGCACUUUAGGAACCUCUGGAAGAACGUGCAACAGUUCUUCUCCAGGCCUGGAUGGGUGCGAGUUGCUCUGCUGUGGGCGUGGGUUUAAGACCCGGAGUGAGGCCGUGACCGAACGUUGCCACUGCACUUUCCACUGGUGCUGUCACGUCAGCUGUCUGAACUGCACCAGCACACGGACAUCGCAUCAGUGUCUAUGAUGACGGGAAAAUGCAGAAAAUAACAGAAAGCACAACAAAAACUUUCAUAAAACAGAACGCUGACAAAAAAAAAAAAAGACAGAGAAGGACAUUGACACAGAUGUUAGGUUGAAGCAGAGAAAGAAACUACAAAGCAUGCAGGGAACGUUGUGGCAUCAAAAUAAAAAAAAAGCACAAUGUGAACAGGGUACCCCAGAAGCUUCUUUAUACCUUCAAAUAUGGUUCGUGAUGACUAUUUAAGCCCAAAUAUUGAGACAAAACAGACUCAUCUGCAUCUUUUAAAAACAGAAAAAAAACAAACUUGUUGCUUUUUCUAUUGGUUUAAUAAAAAAUGAUUUAAUUGAUUGGAGGUAUAUUUAAAUAACAUUUUUGCCCACAUUAAUCUGGAAAAGUUGACGGGUAGAAAUGGGUCGGUUCCCAUCUUGUAUCCUCUGUGAUUAUGAUCGACCGUUUCCAAUAUUCGUGCCAAGCUUUGUUUGUUUUCCUCCAGAGAUAAACAAGCCUUAAACCUUGAUCUGCGGCUUCCAAUUACAGCCUGUUCCUGGUUUUAUGUAACUAAGAUGUGACUCAUAAAAGAUAAACACAAACCGAAUAAAUCUCAGUUAGGAAACAAAAUUUGAAUAUAAUAUCAAUACACUGUAAAUCAAAGGAUGGGGAUUUUUAACCAAACGAAGGAAUGAGUUUAAAAAGCAAAAUGUCACAAUUACGCUUAAACUUUAAUCUAUGGCUUCAGAAAAUGUUUCAAAGAAAACAGCUGAUGUGGUUAGUAGCUGAGAUAACCAAAAUUCUCUGUUCGAACAGAAAAUAAUCAUAAAAUGUUGUGUGCAUGUUUGCCAAAUGAUAUGUGUCAAAUCAGGAAAUCUUUUUUUACGUCUUGCUUUUUUCUAAAGUCGCUAGAAACAGAACUUCUUUGCCUGUUCAUUGUUAAAAAUAAACACACAGCUGUGUUUGGUCAUGCACUGAAUAUUUUCUUCCUUAUUGAUGUAAAUCCAAAUAUUUAUUUUAUGAAUUUUUAUACUGAGAAAUGUCAAAGGAUGUUUUUAGAUUUUGGUUAAGAGAUUUAGAUCCCUGUUGUUUCCUUUUUUUAUUGUAUGAUAGAACAAUAAAGUCUAUUUUCAAUUAAA